GGACGACGUUCGAUGACAACAAACAAAAUUGGAAUAAGGUAGAAAUUUGAAAGGAAUAGGAAUAAUCCACUUCUAAGCAAUGGCCGACUUUGGCGAAUGGUUCAAGAGUCUGCCCCGCUUCACCAAGUGGUGGUUGGCCCUCACCGUCGGCUUCACAUUGUUGGGACGAUUUGGUUUGCUGAGUCCUCAGUUGCUGUUUCUCCACUACGAGUCAUUUGUUCACAAAUUCCAGAUAUGGAGACCUGCAACCGCUCUUUUUUAUUACCCACUCUCACCAGCCACUGGAUUCCAUUUCUUGAUAAACUUGUACUUCCUGUACAACUACUCUCUAAGACUGGAAACAGGGUUCUUUGAGGGGCACCCGGCAGAUUACUGUUUCAUGCUGAUAUUCAACUGGCUUGCCUGUGUCAUCAUAGCACUCAUUGCUGAACUUCCACUUCUCAUGGAUCCAAUGGUGCUGAGUGUCCUGUAUAUUUGGUGCCAACUCAACAAAGAUGUAAUUGUGAACUUUUGGUUCGGUACUCAGUUCAAAGCGAUGUACCUUCCUUGGGUUCUUUUUGCUUUCAACCUGAUCAUAUCCGGAGGAGGAUUCCUCGAGUUGAUUGGAAUUCUUGUGGGCCACUUGUACUACUUUCUGUCAUUCACCUACCCAAUUGAUUUCGGAGGGGCUAGCUUGCUGAACACACCAGCCAUCCUUUAUCAGUACUUCCCCAACACCAGAACUGUCCGAGGCGUUGGUGGCCAAGCAGCAGCUCCAAGGGCUGAUUUUAACCAGCGACCACCCCCUCCACAAGGGCCACGUGGCCACGACUGGGGACAAGGUAACAUUCUCGGAGGGCGUUGACUCCUCUCAUGAUUCGAUGGUGAUUUGAUUUUUCUGUAAUUACAAUCAAUCACAGCCAGUCACUAAUGUUAAUUGAUUUGACUUGUUUUGUAUUCUUCGAAGAACUGAAUCUGUGAAUACAGAAGGUGUUUGAAAACUCGGUUAUGAAAUUAAUGGCUUUCACUUAAUCUCCAUAAAAUAGUCCAACGAAUUCGUGUACAAAUUAAAAUUUAACUCUGAUUAACUUUUCAAGUGACAGAAAAAAUUGCCACGAAAAUUCAUACAAAAUUACCUUAAAAUGAUAUUCAAAACUUUUCGUAAGAAAACGACUACAAAAAUUAUGUGGGACAACAAAAAUGUAUUAUUGUUUUAACAGCGAGUUAUUACAAUCUUUGAUGUGAAUGAAUGACAAGAAAAGUGAAGGCACUUGAUUCAGUCGACAGUGUUCAGGGCGAUCGAGGGUGAACUUGGCUCUGGCUCUGCCAGAGAAGCAGUCCUUUUUCUUCCGAAACAGCUACUACAAGCCGUGUCUCCUUUUCCAAACUGCUCACCUUCUUCUAAGGUCUGAGGCAUGGGUUUUCCAAGAGUCUCCGGUAAUAACAGAGCAAGGGCUCCAGAGAUGAGCGCCAACGAGGCAAAGAUAAAAGUAGGCAAAGUUUUGUCAAACGAGUCC
Messenger RNA from Neocloeon triangulifer, 1496 nucleotides. It is a transcript of the gene Der-1, whose product is annotated as derlin-1. The transcript has 6 exons. Gene Ontology annotation, biological process: endoplasmic reticulum unfolded protein response. Gene Ontology annotation, molecular function: ubiquitin-specific protease binding; misfolded protein binding. Gene Ontology annotation, cellular component: endoplasmic reticulum membrane; Hrd1p ubiquitin ligase ERAD-L complex. Bases 80 to 844 code for a protein of 254 amino acids. The record is from RefSeq and is a predicted model, not a curated record. Lineage: Eukaryota; Metazoa; Arthropoda; Insecta; Ephemeroptera; Baetidae.